AUGCAUCCGUUUAUUAAUUUACCCGGUUUUAAAGAUACAUAUGGAUCGCAACCAUGCACACCUCAAUCAUUCAAUCCGAUGAUGCCAUCAACUUCACGUGUUGCAACUCCCGUUACACCGUCUAGAAUGUCGAAUCGGCAAGUUCCAGUUUCUCCGUUCCGAGCCCAGCCGCAAAACAUGGAACCAUCGAUUUCGCGUGUGCACGAACUCCGUGAAGGUGCUGCUGGAAAACGAUCGUAUACGAAUGAAUGGAUGCAGAACAGUUACAUCCCACCAACAUCACAGCAGCAGUUCUCACGAGCACCGAGUAUGAUUGGGUCGACUAUUUCAAACAUGUCAAAUAUGUCACAAUUGUCACAAAUGACGAAAUUCUCUGCGCUUUCUGUUAACACAGAGUAUGGACAAUUCAAUAAUUGGAUCAAUGAAUCUCAACCGGUUCUAUCCAAGGUAUCACAUUCAUCAAUGGAAAACCAGGAUCCGAUGCAACGACGGAAACGUAUGAGCAUUCCCGAAAUAAUUCAAAGUUUGGCAUCAACCGAAGUCAGUGUACAGGCAUCUGCAAUUCGAGAAUUAGAGCCACUUGCGAAAAAGUGGCUAUUAGAACAGACAUAUGGCCAGGCUGAUCUGAAGCUAAUAAUCCGUGCUCUUUUCCAAGUGUUAUAUCCUCGAGAGGUGGAGAAUGAAAACGUGAUACGUAAAACCUUCGAGAUUCUGCAUCAUUCGGUGAUGCUAACAUCAAGACAUGCUCGAAACACGGACAAGAUAUUCUUAUCGCUUAACGCAGAAUUAAUGAAUUCGAAGAGUAGCAUCUAUGAAAUUGUGAUCAAAAGGGCAGAGCGGCUUGAUACUGUCUACGAAUCCAGUGCAAUGGUUUUGUUAACUCACUUGUGUUGUAAGCCGUAUCUCAUGAGGCAUGUGUUCUCCGAAAAAGUUGAAUCUCCUGCUCAUCAACGCCUUCAUCAAACUGUCAUGGAGUUCGCAGUUAAAAACCUGAACAAUUCGGAAACUAAGCCGAAAAAUAAGGGAUUUUCGGUUUCAAUCAUCAAGAACUUGUCACGAACAAAUGGAAGAAUUAGAUACAUGGCGAAGCAGAUGGAUGUGAUAAAUAUUUUUCUUUCAAUUAUAAGAAACGAAUAUAGUGAUGAAGAUCUACUUUGGCCCACUAUGCAAGCAUUGACUACAUUCUGUUCUGAUAGUGAAAACGGCAGUAGAUUUGUAGUUCUUGGUGGUGCACAAGUUCUUUGUGGAUUAUUAUCACAUGGAUCUACACGUCUUCUACACGAGCUUCUGGGGUGUAUGCGAAAAUUGGCUGAUCUUCCAGCAAUUCAAAAUCAGGAUAUGGAAGAAUCGAUUCACAGUGUCAUUCGAUUAGUUGGGUGUGAUGAUGUUACGAUUGUUGAGCGUGCAACAGGUGUUCUCCGGAAUAUUGGAUUGCAUAACAAAAUGAAUAAAGCAAUCAUGGUGCAAAACGGUGUGACAAGUCACGCCUUAGCUGUUCUCAGAACUUCGGAUCGUUUCAGAUACCAACAAAGUGCAAACGUCGAUUUUACAAGACAACAAAUUCUAUCAAUUUAUGAGAAUUGUCUCUCCAUCCUCAACAAUGUAACAUUGAUGUCUCAAAAUGACAUAAUUGAGUCUGCUGUUCACGCUUGUCAAAUGAUCAGUGAGAAUCCAGAUUCUGCUCACGUUCUUCUUCAUUACUUCAACGUUGGAAAUAGAAAAUGCAGAAAGCUGGCGGUUACUGUUAUGAAGCGAGUCAUUGAGGCAGUUCCUUCAUUUGCAGAACCGUUUGUUGAUUUACUCGGAACAACGAAUGAACCGCUUGCUAUAUUGUUACUACAACGAGCAUAUGAAAGUUUGCAAGAAUGGAAACAGACGAUCGCGGAGCUGAUGAGAAUGGACCAAGACACACCACAACGGAGAGAAGUUGAUGAGAAACGAAAGGAUCAUGAGGACAUUGUUAAGCGUUCUGUUGGAUUGUUGACCAAUCUUUGCAGACACGGAAACCCGCGAUUUUUCGAUAGCUUAAGACAUGUUUUGGCAAAUCAAAGAAAUACUGCACUGAAUCCAUUCUUAUGGAUUACAAAAGAUAUGAGUGACAGUAUACUUCCGGAGUGGCUCGAGUUCAUAUUGUCCAUCUGCUGUACUGAAUGGUCGCAACAAAAUUGUUUGUUGUAUUGGUUCCUAAAACAAGCCAAUAUAACACAAGACGAUUUACAAACGCUGCGAAACACCAGAGGAAAUGAAAGAGUGAAUGAAAAAGCCAAUGAAAAAAUUCGUACAUACAUAGAUAGAAUCAUUGAUCUUGGCUGUAGACAGCAACAACUUCAGAAUCAACAGCAAAUGCUCAUGGCUCAACAGCAACAACAACAAAUCUUCCGCCUUUUCACCACAUUCUUUGAUGAAAAGAACGAAGUAGAGAAUAACGAGGAUGAUCUGAAGGAAGUCGAAUUUGGGACUUCAGAUUUGUUCAAAGACUUACCCAAAAAAGCAACUGCGAUGAGCCAGCAACCAGGAAGUGACCGUCGAGUGAACUUCGCACAAGAGGAGCCCAUGACUCUGGGCGAAAAAAUAAGUCAUAGAAUGGAUCAGUUCAAAGAGAUGGUCUCAAGCGGUUGUUGUUCGUGUGCAAGCAGGUGUCCAUCGGUUGCCAUCGUUCUCAUUCUGGCUCUUGUGAUUUUGGGUAUUCUGGCAGCCAUUCCUCUCACUUUAAUGCUCACUUCUUCUGCUCAGAGAAUGUCGACAGACAGUACAGAUCUUUCUCCUUACUCUAUUCGACAUCCGAAGUUUUGGCCGAAAACUGACAAAAUUCACUUCAACGACCUUGACGGCAUUCCAAUGUCGUCUUUAUUCCCUCCAAAUGUUUCUACAUGCUCUGGAUUCGGAUUCGCCUGUACUGGUGCCGUUCACAUGAUCAUUCCUUCUUCCAAGAGAUGUGAUGGAAUCAAAGAUUGCCAAGAUGGUUCUGAUGAAGAGAAUUGCAAGGAAUGCCAAUCAGUAUUUUCGUGCCGUUCUCACGUCGAAGAAGAUUCGAAGAAGAAGCGCAAGACCAAAGUCCUCCCAACAUUGAUUUGUUUAACUGCUGAAAAACUCUGCAACGAUGUUCAGGACUGUCCAGAUGGCUCGGAUGAAUCAGUUUGCAAGUCUACAUGUUCCAAAGAUCAAUUCAAAUGCACCGGAAACAACGCUUGUCUCCCAACUUCUGCCAAGUGUGACGGUGUCAACGAUUGUACAGAUGGGAGUGACGAGAAGAAUUGUAAUGAAUGCCAGAAGGGAGCUCACAAAUGUGGAAAGCAAUGCAUCAAAGCCAGUCAUGUUUGUGAUGGCGUUGCGCAGUGUGCCGACCGUUCGGACGAAAAAGAAUGUGACUGCAAGUCUUGCUCAGGAUCAGACAAAGCUCUAUGUGAAGAUGGAACUUGCAUCAAGCGCACUCAAGUGUGUGACGGAAAGAAAGAUUGCACCGACGGUAUGGACGAAGAGAACUGCCCAGGAUCCUGUAGUAUCGAAGCUUUCUCAACUAAAACUAAACAACUGACAUGUUCCGAUGAGAAGCGGUAUACCGAAUCAGAGGCAUGUUCGGGAGUCGUGGAAGCAUGUGAACAAAGCUGUCCAAAAUGCCAUCCAAAGCUCACAUUCACUUGCCCUGCCGUCGGAGGAUCUCAGAAAAGAUGCAUCAGAAGAAGUAAAGUUUGCGAUGGAAUUAACGAUUGUGACGAUGGUGCCGACGAGAAAAACUGCACACCAAUAAAAGAAUGUGGUAUUGAAAACGCCAGUCAGUUCACCUGUGAUCGCAAGUGCCUUGAUGCCAGCCGUCGUUGUGAUGGUGUCUGGGAUUGCGAAGACAAGUCUGACGAGCAAAAUUGCCAACAGUGUUCUUCUGGAUCGAUCCGAUGUGCUGCCGAUAAGAAGUGUCUUCCAGCUUAUACUCGCUGCAAUGGAGUCGCUGAAUGCUCAGAUGGUAGUGAUGAGCAGAAAUGUUCCUGCGAAGAAUGCCUCGGUGCUCAUUCCAAUACAUACAUGUGCAAUGAAUCGAACAGAUGCUUAAAGCGCGACGAAGUGUGCUCUCCGUACUCAAUGUGCCCCAACGCAACCUACACGGACAAGGCGUACUGUGCUGCUUUGGUACUGAAGAACUCAGGCAGAUUUCCUUACUAG
Molecule: messenger RNA, 4155 nt
Organism: Caenorhabditis remanei
Lineage: Eukaryota; Metazoa; Nematoda; Chromadorea; Rhabditida; Rhabditidae
Exons: 15
Coding region: 1-4155 (1384 amino acids)
Biological process (GO): cell adhesion; positive regulation of transcription by RNA polymerase II
Cellular component (GO): adherens junction; catenin complex
Molecular function (GO): transcription coactivator activity; cadherin binding; protein phosphatase binding
Source: RefSeq, a predicted model, not a curated record